AUGGCUCCCUCCACCGAGAGGCAGCACGUCGACUUGAGGGACCGGCCUUUUCACACCAUCCAGCUGUGCUGGCCGUACAACACCUUGGUGCAGAUCGGGAACAGCUACGCGUUUGACUUCCAAGCAGAGGACAAUGUCCUGGAUGGCCUGGGCUGGGAUGUGCAAAACGACACGCUCACCCUCUUCACCACCGCCAGCAUCGAGUCUGCCUUCCCCGUCAUUGUGGUGAUCACAGUGCCGAGCAAUGGUCUGGCGGCGCUCUUUGUGUCAUCCCCGAUUGCAGAGGUCACAAUCGGCCCCGGCCUGAAUGUUCCAAGGUUCACCGCUGCAGCGCCUUUCAGCAGCGGCAACAUCAAUCUCAUCGACCUCACUGUUGGCACCCUGGCAGUGCAGACAUCCGGGUUGGGCCAGGUGCUGGCGAAUGGCACCAUCACAAAUGCCACCAUCACAGCCUCAGGCGUCAGCACAGUCUAUGUCAUCGGCCUGGAGAACUUUGCAACAGUCAACCUCGCCGGCACUGCCAAUGUGUACGUGAAGCCCAUGAGCGAUAAUGCCCUCAUCGUUGGGCAGGCCUCAGGCGUCAACUCUGUGGUCUUCGACAUGGGGCGGUGCAUCGUUAAUUCUCCGUGGCUGUUUGGGUCUCCGUGCAAGCAGACAGACAAUGUCGGCAUCCCGGCACCCCAGCCGGUCUGGACAUGCGGCCUGGAAAUCAACGGCAACUUCAACUGCCCUGCAGGAGGCACCUUUGCUGCGGGCAAGGCGAGCCUGUCCGGGGUGCUGCCUCUGCUGGACAUCCCAAUUCUGCCCGUGAGCAGCCCCCAGGAGCGGACUGUGGCCGGAUUCCCAACCAUCAUCAACCCUACCCCCAUCUCCCCCUUCCAGAUUCUCACCCCCCCUGGGCCGAGGCCGGCUUUCCUGGCGAGCUCAGUUGGUCCGGGGCAGCAGUUUGCGGGCACUGCAGGGCAGGGGACGCAGGCGGCACAGGCAGUGUCCAACCCCAACCUGCAGGGCCAGAACAUCGGCUCAAACACCUUUGCGGGCGGCAACGGCGGCUCUGUCAGCCAGGGCACCUUUGGAGCGCUGGGCAAGCGCAAGCUGCAGCAGGCCUUCUUCAACAACAACCCCACAGGCGCGACGACAAAUUUCCCCUUUGGUGGCUCUCUGACGGCCUUCGACCCAGCAGCAGUCUGGAUAACUUCGAACCCCUGCUACUACGACAAUGUCGGGGGCUAUAAUGCGCUGGAGAUUUUUGCUGACACGCCCUUCAUGAACACGCUGGGCAAGUGA
Messenger RNA from Coccomyxa subellipsoidea C-169, 1287 nucleotides. RefSeq lists its product as hypothetical. The record is from RefSeq and is a predicted model, not a curated record. The transcript has 9 exons. NCBI's taxonomy places the organism in Eukaryota, Viridiplantae, Chlorophyta, Trebouxiophyceae, Coccomyxaceae. The coding region runs from base 1 to 1287 and encodes 428 amino acids.